Polistes canadensis is the source of this 1303-nucleotide messenger RNA. RefSeq names its product U11/U12 small nuclear ribonucleoprotein 48 kDa protein-like. Bases 73 to 1227 code for a protein of 384 amino acids. The transcript is spliced from 5 exons. Lineage: Eukaryota; Metazoa; Arthropoda; Insecta; Hymenoptera; Vespidae. The record is from RefSeq and is a predicted model, not a curated record.
UUCAACAGUAGGUUAGGUUAGUCUGUUUGAAUGGUACUUUUCGAUUGUGUUUGCAUUUUUAUAUAAUUUAUAAUGUUGGAGUUCAGGUUGGACGAGAGAAAAAAACAAUUGCUAAAAUUAAGUGAUUUCACCAAAAAUAUUAACCAAGAAAUUGCUAACAUAACUUCUACUUUAGGAUGGACAGUUGAAAGCAUAUCUAAUGAUAAUACAAAUUUUUUAACAUGUCCCUACGAUCCAUCACAUCGAAUUACAGAAGCAUGUCUUGAAACACAUCUACCUGCCUGUCAAUGGAAAGCAGAAGGUUAUCAAAAAUUGGAUAUCCCAUUUCCAGAAUCAGCUUUACCACCAAAUAAUUCUUCGAGUCUCCAAUUUGAUGAAGAAUUACAAGAAGAAGUCUUGCGACAAGCAAAAGAACAAAAUCCAGAGAUGAAAACAGGUUCGGAUCAGCGUUUAAUUCCACGUACAUCAGAUAGACUCAUCUCAGAUUUUACUAGCGAUGAAAGGAAGGCACUGUACGAAUAUGUGAUUGCUCAUACUGUUAAACCUGAUAUGGGUCAUGAUAUUGCCGAUAUAAAUAGACCGAAACCACAAGAUAAAGAUAACAAAGAAAUGUCCUAUUUAGAAAUGCUUAUAUUAGAGCGUAAUCUAAAAAGGCGUAGAGCUAAACACAGAGGUGUGCACACUAAUAAAAAAUCCCAUAUAGAAAUUAUUAGAGAAGUUAUUAAUCAGCAGAUGGAAAUAUAUACAGAAUAUAUUUUGGAACAAAAGGAUGCCGACAUAACAAGAACUGCAUACUCUUCUGAACGAAACUCAAAUACAUAUUCAGAGAAACAGAAAUUAAUUGCAACUAACCAUUAUGAAAAACCAUCCGUAUCUACUCACUUCUCUCCAAAUGACAAAAAUGGACACCAUCAUACAAAUACAAUAUAUAAUCGACGACAAGACAAUAUAAUAGAUAAAAAUGAUUCUGAAUCUAUAAAAUAUCAGGAAUACAAAAACCGUUUAUCAGAUUCGAAGGAAACAAAAAAAGAUAAACGUAGUGAACAUAGGCAUAGAUCUCGUUCUAGAGAUUACAAGUCUCAUAAAAAACAUAAGCAUAAAUCAAAAGAUAAACACAUAAAGAAAAAACAUAAAUCUCGGAAUCAUGAUAGACCAUCGCAUGAAGAAGGACAUUCAAAAUACAGUGAUUUUACAAAAAAGGAUUCAUAUUACACAAAAAAUCGAUAAGUAUUUAUAAUAAUGUUAUAUGCCAUUUAAUUUAUUUAUAAUAAUUCGAAAUAAAUUCCACAUCAAAAGAAUACGU